ACCAUACCACACGUGUUUCUGUUUAUUUUCGUUAGUCGCAAUUUUUAGUAAAAUUAGACAAUUUUUUCCUUAAAAUUGAAAUAAAAAGAUAUUUAACACGAAAUGGAGCAUCAAUUUAGCGAUGCAGAAGAAGAUGAAGUUCCCCUUCAACCGAAAUUGCAGCCAACUGCUGAUGGACUUAUUGAAAACUUCCCCAAACUCACUGUUAAACAUGUGAUAUUUUCGGGCCUUCAAGAUGAACCAAAACCAAAAGAGAUUGAAGACGAUGACGAUGAAGAGGAAUACGAUGAGGAUUCCGAUGUUAAUGAUUAUCAGGACUAUGAUGAUUCAUAUACUGGCUAUCAGAAGCACAACACCCAACACGGUUCGGUAGCCCUCAAUUCGGCCGGUCACACAAAUAUUCAGCGCCAAACACAGAAAGUCUCGAGCUAUCAGCCCAAUGAUAAGGCAUUGCGAAAAUAUUCCAGCAAAAUCAACAUCGAGAAAUACGACCCACGGACGAAUAUGUCUGACCAAGCCGCCAAUCGCUUGGUUUCCUUCGACCGGAAGGUUGAGUCGGAACGAGUCAGAAUUAAGGACAAACACGAUCGUGCCACAGCCGAACAAGUAAUGGAUCCCCGCACUAGAAUGAUUCUCUUCAAGCUUCUCAAUCGUGGUUUGAUAAACGAAAUCAAUGGGUGCAUAUCUACGGGAAAGGAGGCAAAUGUCUAUCACGCAGUUUCAAAGACCGAACAGGAGUACGCCAUCAAAAUUUACAAGACCUCGAUUUUGGUAUUCAAGGAUCGAGAUAAGUAUGUGUCAGGUGAGUUUCGCUUCCGACACGGCUAUUGCAGGCACAAUCCUCGCAAAAUGGUGCGCACCUGGGCCGAAAAAGAAAUGCGGAACUAUCUACGCAUGAAGAACUCCGGUGUUCCAGUUCCGGAACCAAUUCUGCUGCGAAGUCACGUACUGGUCAUGGAGUUCUGUGGCAAAAAUGGCUGGCCAUCGCCUAAGCUCAAGGAUGUUGAUAUUUCGGUAUCCAAAGCUCGAGAGCUGUACCGCGAAUGCGUGGUAAUAAUGUGGAAAAUUUAUAACAAGUGCCGCUUGGUUCAUGCCGAUCUAUCGGAAUUCAAUAUCCUGCUUCAGGAUGGUCAAUUGGUGAUCAUUGAUGUUAGCCAAUCGGUGGAGCAUGACCAUCCACAUGCCUUUGAUUUCCUGAGAAAAGAUUGCACCAAUAUAUCUGAAUUUUUCCGCAAAAAAUCUGUCGCUACCAUGACCGUGAAGGAGCUGUUUGAUUUCAUCACCGAUCAGACCAUCACCGAUGAGAACAUGGAGCAGUGUUUACAUGAAAUCUCCGAGCGAAUCAAGGACCGUGACUUUGAUCAGUUGACUGCCCAGGAGAAAAUUGACGAAGCUGUUUGGCAGAGCACAUAUAUACCCAAACGUCUGGAUGAAGUUGUCCACUUUGCCAGGGAUAUCGACAAAGCCAAGUCGGGAGAGAAACCUUCACUUAUUUACAGUAAAGUUACGGGCCUUACAUCCGAACUAAAUGUUCAAACGAAACCAGAUAUUUUAGCUGGUUCAAAUAGCAAUUCUGAGGAAGAAUCUGACAGUGAGGAGAAUGAGGAAGAGAGCGAUAGCAACGAUAGUGAAGAUAAACAAAAAUUUAAAAACUCAGCUCGACCGAGGGAUGAAUCCCCGGAGUCUAAAAAGGCCAGGAAAAAAGCCAUCAAAGACGCCAAGGCCGAUAAGAGAAAGGUUAAGGUGAAAAAACACAUCAAAAAGAGAAAAGAAAAACUAGGUGGCGGAAAGAAAUGAGAGGGAGAGAGAACGAUGUAAUGUUAUGAAAUUUUUUAUUUUAUGAAAUAAAUAAAGACAAAAAUCAAAAAUUGCGGCUC
Messenger RNA from Eupeodes corollae, 1877 nucleotides. It is a transcript of the gene RIOK1, whose product is annotated as serine/threonine-protein kinase RIO1. Gene Ontology annotation, molecular function: ATP binding; protein serine/threonine kinase activity. NCBI's taxonomy places the organism in Eukaryota, Metazoa, Arthropoda, Insecta, Diptera, Syrphidae. The record is from RefSeq and is a predicted model, not a curated record. Gene Ontology annotation, biological process: maturation of SSU-rRNA. The coding region runs from base 103 to 1797 and encodes 564 amino acids. Gene Ontology annotation, cellular component: preribosome, small subunit precursor; cytosol. The transcript has 2 exons.